Molecule: messenger RNA, 3252 nt
Organism: Xyrauchen texanus (razorback sucker)
Lineage: Eukaryota; Metazoa; Chordata; Actinopteri; Cypriniformes; Catostomidae
Product: Transmembrane protein 150A-like
Exons: 9
Coding region: 357-1175 (272 amino acids)
Source: RefSeq, a predicted model, not a curated record
CGAGACAGCGCUGAUCUUCUGAACGGAGCGCUCGAGACCGGAGCAGAGGAAAACGACUCAGAGAAACAUUCCGCUGGACGUUUGAGGAGAAUGAUAAACCUGUAGCGGUUACAAGAUUGAUGUAACCUGCCUCUGAACAGUCACAGUUGGAAGAGACGCGUCUGCUGCUGUCUCCUGUCCAAGGGAGUAAGCAGCUGACAUUUGAGUUUAGUUUGAGCGCGCACAGAUAUGUAUAGGAUGAGCCUGUUUGGGGUCGUGCAAAGAGUAUAAAUGCACAUUGAUGAGCAAAGAGAGACAGGCUGGCGAAGGCGAAAGAAGUGGAUGUUUUGAGGGUCCCUGAGGAUCUUGUGCUGGAGAUGUCUCUGUGGAUGUUCUUACCUGUCAGCCUCCCAGCUCUCACCAUCACUGGAAUAUGGGUUGUGUAUGCUAUGGCCUUGUACAACCAGCAUGUCUGUCCUGUGGACAAUUGGAUGUAUAACCAGUCAUGUGAGAUGGAUCUGCCCUUGCAGAGGGGACCAACACUAUGCUGUACUCUGGACAAUGUUCCCCUCAUAAGUAAAUGUGGCACACUUCCUCCAGAGAGCUGCUUCUUCAGUCUCAUCUGCAGCACCGGAUCCUUCAUUGUGAUGGUGAUUGUGUUCCUGCGUUAUGCCCAUGUGAUAGAGAAACACCAAAACUGUGUGCUAAACACAGCAAGUCUCUCCACUGGCUGGAUCUGUGCUGCUGGACUCAUCAUGGUGGGCAACUUCCAGGUGGAUAAUGCUAAGGUUCUUCACUAUGUUGGUGCAGGAGUGGCCUUCCCCACCAGUAUGCUGUUUGUGUGUCUGCAGUCUGCGCUGACCUACCGCCUGGCCAAGACUCAGGGAGAAUACAAUAUGGGUCACUUGCGCCUGUUUAUGACCCUGCUGGCGUUUGUAGCCCUGGUGCUUAGCGGGGUAUUUUUUGUCCAGGAGAGUUUUGUCCUGCAGCAUGCAUCAGCCAUUUUUGAGUGGGUCUUCUGUGUCAUUAUCAUGCUGUUCUAUGGCACAUUUGCUUUUGAAUUCGCUGGAAUAUCCAGUGACACAAUGAUGGUGCUGGCCCGAGGACAAUCUCUACACACCGGAAGCCGAGACCACAAAAUGGAGUCGCUUAGUGGAACCAAUCAGCACCAGCCCGAGAGCCUGUCCAUACUCUAACCUCAGUGUCCAAUAUCUGCUAGUCUCUCUCCUUACACUAGAACUGCGGAGGGAACAUAACAGAAAGUGGAUCCUGGCACUCAUACAACCAACUUACCCUUGCCAAAGAAUCCAGCUCAGAUUUGGCACAUCAUUUUUGAGAGACCAAAUCUAUGCCCUCUGUCCGUUUCUUUGUUAUUUUCUGGGGACCUUUGAAUCCAACAGCUUCCAUGCUGAAAAAAGGGACGUGUAUUGACUGGAUGUGUUGGAGAUUACAUUAGGUCUCAUCUGGAUUUUGAAAGCAUCUGUGUAACUUGGAUAAAAGCAAAUACAGAUUGCUAGUUGGCAGCUACCCGUGUCCAUAGGGAAAGCUGGAAGAGCAGGUUUGCGUCAAUGACGAUGUUUCAAAGCCUUCUGCAAUCAACGUUAUAGCAUUUAAGCACAGUGCCUAAAAACAGUGCCAAUUCCAUACACUGCAAAACAAUGAAUAUAAAAUGCUGAUUUUAUCUUGCCUUUAUCUUGCUUUUGUGUGUUUUUUCAAAGGCAUUUUUCUUUUCACAUAUCUCUCUCUUCUAGUUAAAUGAUCAGGUUGUUUUUUUUUUUUUGCCUUAAUUGCAGGAUGGCUUCUAAAACUUCAUUACCAGUGUGCCUUAAAAUAAAGAACCAAAUACAGCUAUUUAAUACAGCUAGACAUAUAUGUUGAAAGUCAUACAUGUCAGAAAACUGUCCAAUCAUAAAAUAUGUAUGUAUUUUAUUAUAUUCGGUUUAUAUUAAUGCUGAUUCUAAGCUGAAUGAUAUCAGCAAAAACCUCAAGCAAAACAGGCCCAUAAGCUUUUCACAUCAAGUCGCCAGUAACUGGUGGCUUUCCAGGAAUUAUGUGCGUUGCAGUACAGAGAAGAGAGCUAUUUUGUCCUGAGUAAAAUGUGAUUAGGGUUCCCUCUCGCUGUCCCUGUUGGAAUUGUCACAUGUUGUUGAGGUGAGAGAGUUCAUGCGAGAUGGUUCCAAGGAAGCAUCUUCUGAAUUUUCUCAAAAGCAUCCCUUUAAGAGAAGAAUAGAUUGGCGCUGCCCCUGGUAAAUAGUUUGAUAUGUGUUCACAAUUUUAAAGUCUCUGUGGAAUUUUUUUUUACUGGGUAAAAAUGCAGCCGGACUGCAAGUUUGUAAUUGAUUAAGCAUUUUUAGUUUGUUUUAAAAACAAGCUUGUUAUACAUUGGCUAAAUUGUGAUAUCCAAAAUGAUAUUGUUCCUCAUUAGAAAAGGAGCUGUAUGCUACUAGCGCCGUCCUGAAAACACAUUCCAUGUCAUGUUAGUUUACUAGUUAUUACUAAUUCUCUGCACUCAGGAAUGUCAGAUUAGUCUUUCUCUUGUUGUCCCAAAACAUUUUACAGUUAUUCUAGAAAUCUAUAUUGAUAAACCUGAUAUGAGUGAACGUUUUACAAUGCCUACAGUUCCUUUCCUUGCUGACAUUCUGGCAGACCAACUUAAACCAGCAAUUGAAAUGUAGCAUCAAUAAAAUGCUUAAAUUGCAAUAUUAAUUUUAUUUUUUUGCUGAAGACUGUGUGAAACUUUUUCAUUUCUUCUAAUCUGUUUAAAUGCAUUGUGUGCCUCAGAAACGUUAUUCUGGACUUAAAUAAUCAAAUUGCUGCAUUACCCUUUGCCUAGGUUUGUGCUCCUCUGUGUUUUAUCUAUCUGUUUACUUAAACCUCCAUCAGAGCUGUUGCUCAAACCUGGACUCUGAUGGUUUGUUCGUACUGCAAACAGAGAAAUGACUAAAUCAAACCCAUGGUAAGUACAAAUAGUUGAAGAACCUACCGCUGUACAUACCUGCUGUAGUCAUUCAACAAGGCUGUGCCACAUGUCAGCAUUUAAUGACACUGCAAAAAGUACCUUCUUGUGCCUUUGUUUCAAUUAAACCAAAGAUUUAAUCAGUUAUUGGAGAAAUGUUUUGUUUACUUGGCAGAAUAUGUCGUAUUGUAUUGUAUAUUUGCCUUAGCUAAAAACAGAAAUAAAGCAGAAUCAGACAUUUCUCUCAUUUACUUUCUGUCACAAAUGUAACCUCACCUCAUGUUGUUUGAAACCUUGGAAACCUCAAAACAAACAGG